AUGACAAGCCGAAAAGACGAGCAAUAUGGUCGUCUCAUGCAUGACGACGAACCCAUAGAGCAUGUGGAUAAGGACCUCCAUACACGAUAUCUGCGCAAAGUCUUUCAUUUGAACUGUUCGCUCAUGUCCAACCUCUUUCUAGCGCUGGUAGUUGUAGGACUGCUAGCCCGGACCUCUUCCCAGCCAUCCGCAUUGACUCUAUCAAUCCCAUACACUGGCGUUGGUCCCGUCCAACUACUGGAGGAUCAGCUUGCCGUCUCAUCAAAUGUUAUAAAGACCUAUCGGUUCGCCGAGGAUAACUUGGAUGAUUUGGAUUUCAGGAAGGGAGAUCCUUACUGGCGCGCCCUCUUUCCUAAAGGCGAGGGCCAAGUCUAUCUCGAAGACGAUGUCAUAGAGUCCUACAAGCUUCCACCAUCUAUGAGAAACCCGGCCAAAGGGAAUAUGUCCGCUUAUCUAAUGGCUGGAUACCAUUCCUUACACUGCAUAGGGAGCAUCCGGCAGUCAUUGGGGAGAUUCAUGGCAGCCCAUAUUACUGGAGGCCAGUACAAUAUAACGCAGCACGACUGGCUUCAUACUGUUCACUGCGUGGCGGACUUGCGUCAAGUGCUAUUUUGCAAUUUUGACGAGACUCUGAUGCCUUACCAAGCAACGAUCCACCCUGGUUAUCAUCAGAAAAAGGUGUGUAAGAAUAUGCGGCCUAUCGAUGAGUGGCUGGAGUACAACUAUGAGGGGAAGUUCUUGGACAAUGUCGAAUAG
Pestalotiopsis fici W106-1 is the source of this 756-nucleotide messenger RNA. RefSeq lists its product as uncharacterized. Gene Ontology annotation, biological process: mycotoxin biosynthetic process. The transcript is spliced from 3 exons. The record is from RefSeq and is a predicted model, not a curated record. Bases 1 to 756 code for a protein of 251 amino acids. Lineage: Eukaryota; Fungi; Ascomycota; Sordariomycetes; Amphisphaeriales; Sporocadaceae.